This is a messenger RNA of Mandrillus leucophaeus (drill), 648 nucleotides long. RefSeq names its product immunity-related GTPase family, M (gene IRGM). NCBI's taxonomy places the organism in Eukaryota, Metazoa, Chordata, Mammalia, Primates, Cercopithecidae. Gene Ontology annotation, biological process: defense response; cellular response to interferon-beta. Gene Ontology annotation, cellular component: endoplasmic reticulum membrane. Gene Ontology annotation, molecular function: GTPase activity; GTP binding. The record is from RefSeq and is a predicted model, not a curated record.
AUGGACAGUCAGUACCCUGCACUGGCCUGUGUCGUACCCAAGCGGAGUGUGCUUGAAAAUCAGAUGUAUAUUAAUUGCGAGCGAGUGUAUGUGUGCAUGCUGAGGACGGAGGCCACGAAUGUUGAGAAAGCCUUAGUAGGUGGGAACUUGCCAGAGGUGGCCUCUGCCAUCAAGGAGACUCUGAAGAUAGUGUCCAGGACACCAGUCAACAUUGCUAUGGGGGACUCUGGCAGUGGGAUGAAUACCUUCAUCAGUGCCCUUUGAAACACAGGACAUGAGGGGAAGCCCUCACCUCCUACUGGGCUGGUAAAAGCUACCCAAAGAUGUGCCCCCUAUUUAUCUUCCCACUUUCCAAAUAUGGUGCUGUGGGACCUGCCUGGCACAGGGUCUGCCACCAAAACCCUGGAGAACUACCUCAUGGAAAUGCAGUUCAACCAGUAUGACUUCAUCAUGGUUGCAUCUGCACAAUUCAGCAUGAAUCAUGUGAUGCUUGCCAAAACCAUUGAGGACAUGGGAAAGAAGUUCUACAUUGUCUGGACCAAGCUGGACAUGGACCUCAGCACAGGUGCCCUCCCAGAAGUGCAGCUACUGCAGAUCAGAGAAAAUGUCCUGGAAAAUCUCCAGAAGGAACAGGUCUGUGAACACUAA